CGAAGCGACCGUUUUAGAAAAGAUCCAUGAACUUCUGCCCCACAUAGCUUUUAAAGCAGUAUUUUAUAAACUGUCCCAGGAGCUUUUGCUGACAAAUUCCAGUUCCCAAACAGAACAUUUGGGCAAUGGUGAGGGCUUUGAUCCCUUCUCUGAUUUGCUGUCAACCGUGAAUGGGUGGAUGUGAUGCCUGCUGGCCGACAGGGGUAAGAAGUGACCUUUUGAGGUGACUGUAACUGAAGAUUGCUUUACAGAAGCCAAAAAAGGUUUUUGAGUCAUGAUGCAAGAAUCUGGGCCCGAGACAAGAAGUAAUGGCUCAGCCGUCCAGAACGGGUCGAGCGGCGGCAACCACUUGCUAGAGUGCGGCGGCCUCCGGGAAGGGCGCGCCAACGGGGAGGCGCCGGCCCUGGACGCGGGGCCGGCCGACCUGGCCCACGUGCAGCAGCAGCAGGCUCUUCAAGUGGCAAGACAGCUCCUUCUUCAGCAGCAACAGCAGCAGCAAGUUAGUGGCUUAAAAUCUCCCAAGAGGAAUGACAAACAACCCUCCCUUCAGGUGCCCGUGUCAGUGGCUAUGAUGACACCUCAAGUUAUCACUCCCCAGCAGAUGCAGCAGAUCCUCCAGCAGCAAGUGCUGAGCCCCCAGCAGCUCCAGGUCCUCCUGCAGCAGCAGCAGGCUCUCAUGCUCCAGCAGCAGCAGCUUCAAGAGUUUUAUAAAAAACAACAGGAGCAGUUGCAGCUUCAACUUUUACAACAACAACAUGCUGGAAAACAGCCUAAAGAGCAGCAGCAGGUGGCUACCCAGCAGCUGGCCUUUCAGCAGCAGCUCCUGCAGAUGCAGCAGCUCCAGCAGCAGCACCUCCUGUCCCUGCAGCGCCAAGGCCUCCUCACGCUCCAGCCGGGCCAGCCCGCGCUGCCCCUCCAGCCCCUCGCGCAAGGCAUGAUUCCAACAGAGCUGCAGCAGCUCUGGAAAGAAGUGACGAGUGCUCACACUGCAGAAGAGACCACAGGCAGCAGUCACAGCAGCCUGGACCUGACCACGACCACGUGUGUCUCUUCCUCUGCCCCUCCCAAGACCUCCUUAAUAAUGAACCCGCAUGCCUCUACCAAUGGACAGCUUUCAGUCCACACCCCCAAACGGGAAAGUUUGCCGCACGAGGAACACCCCCAAAGCCACCCGCUCUACGGGCACGGUGUGUGCAAGUGGCCCGGCUGUGAGGCAGUGUGCGAAGAUUUCCCGUCGUUUCUAAAACAUCUCAACAGUGAGCAUGCGCUGGACGAUAGAAGUACAGCUCAAUGUAGAGUACAAAUGCAGGUUGUUCAGCAGUUAGAGCUACAGCUUGCAAAAGACAGAGAGCGCCUGCAAGCCAUGAUGACGCACCUGCACGUGAAGUCCACGGAGCCCAAAGCUGCCCCUCAGCCCCUGAACCUGGUGUCGAGCGUCACACUCUCCAAGUCUGCGUCAGAGGCUUCUCCACAGAGCUUACCUCAUACUCCAACCACCCCCACCGCCCCCAUCACGCCCGUCACCCAAGGCCCCUCCGUCAUCACCACCACCAGCAUGCACACGGUGGGACCCAUCCGCAGGCGGUACUCAGACAAGUACAACGUGCCCAUUUCUUCAGAUAUUGCGCAGAACCAAGAGUUUUAUAAGAACGCAGAAGUUAGACCACCAUUUACAUAUGCAUCUUUAAUUAGGCAGGCCAUUCUCGAAUCUCCAGAAAAGCAGCUAACACUAAAUGAAAUCUAUAACUGGUUCACACGAAUGUUUGCUUACUUCCGACGGAAUGCGGCCACGUGGAAGAACGCAGUGCGCCACAAUCUUAGCCUCCACAAGUGCUUUGUGCGCGUGGAGAACGUGAAGGGGGCCGUGUGGACGGUGGACGAAGUGGAGUUCCAGAAGCGCAGGCCGCAGAAGAUCAGCGGUAACCCUUCCCUCAUUAAAAACAUGCAGAGCAGCCACGCCUACUGCACACCUCUCAAUGCAGCUUUGCAGGCUUCGAUGGCUGAGAACAGUAUACCUCUGUACACUACGGCUUCCAUGGGCAACCCCACCCUGGGCAGCCUCGCCAGCGCCGUGCGGGAAGAGCUGAACGGGGCGGUGGAGCAUCCCAACAGCACCGAGAGCGACAGCAGCCCUGGCAGGUCCCCGGUGCAGGCCGUGCACCCCGUGCACGUCAAAGAAGAGCCCCUCGACCCAGAGGAAGCUGAAGGGCCUCUGUCCUUGGUGACCACGGCCAACCACAGCCCAGACUUUGACCACGACAGAGAUUACGAAGACGAACCGGUAAACGAGGACAUGGAAUGAACGUCUGGGCAGGCCGAACCCAAGAAGGAAGAUUGGGGGAAAAACAAAACAAAACAAAACAUGUCAGAAGUUAGCAGUGAGCUUGCUCUCCGUUUGUUGUACAGUCUGGAGGAGUGUCACUGCAUUUCGACAGCUCUGAGAUGUGUUAACUCUUAGUGCCAUCAAGAAUCCCAUUUGGGAGUAUUUUUGAUUUUUCUACUUUUUGUUGAAAAAAGGAAUUUGUACUCUGUGCAUUGGAUGGACUUGUUUGGUACUUGGGAUUUUCCUCUCUUAACAGGCAACAUCUGUUGUAAAUUUGCUAAACUGAUUCACUUUUAGCAGCAGACUUUGAACUGCAGUCCUGCCCACGUUGGACCCUGAGGACACCCAACUGAGCAUGUGCACCUACGCUGCAGACCAGCCUCUGCCCAGAAUCUAAGGGUUCCGUGGACGACCUAUUUGCACAGUACUGCAUGUUGAUUAUCACUGCCUUUACUCCAUUUUUAUUUUUUAUUUUUUUUUAUUUUCUUUUUUGCUUCCAGUUGGGAUGGGGAAGGCCUUUGUGUGUGUAUUGGGGGGAGGGGGUUAAAAAUAAUUAUCCCAAACUUUUUAAUGUAUUGCUUUUUUUUCUUGCUUCUACUAUACCAUUUUAAGUUCUGACCUCAGGCCUCCACUUGGGCCCACGGCCUCUUGGAGGCUUAAUGUUUUCUGUACCUUGUGAUGAAUGUUUAUAGGUGUUUUUAUUAUACAAAGCUGAAUGUCA
Messenger RNA from Miniopterus natalensis, 3044 nucleotides. Lineage: Eukaryota; Metazoa; Chordata; Mammalia; Chiroptera; Miniopteridae. The record is from RefSeq and is a predicted model, not a curated record.